UCGCAGUUAGCGACUGGGUGGGUUAGUCGAGAGUCGGCCGUCGUGCGGUGAUAUUCGAGGCUUUUCCUCGCCGAGUGUCGGUAGACUUCUGCGCAGCCAGCGAUCUUGAUCAACAUUUCGCAGUCGCAGUGCAGCUGGAUCGAUCCUAAGUGACCAUGAGCGGCUGCCGUGUGUUCAUCGGGAGGUUGAAUCCAGCAGCCAGAGAGAAGGACGUGGAAAGGUUUUUCAAGGGUUAUGGACGGAUUCGAGACAUUGACCUGAAAAGAGGCUUUGGAUUUGUGGAGUUUGAAGAUCCAAGGGAUGCUGAAGAUGCAGUGUAUGAGUUGGAUGGAAAAGAACUUUGUAGUGAACGAGUUACGAUUGAACAUGCCAGGGCCCGUUCUAGAGGUGGAUCUAGGCAGAGGGCUUAUUACUCUGAUCCAAGCUUUAGUAGCCUACCUAAUCACCUAAAUGAUAGAAGAAAUGCUCCACCUGUAAGGACAGAAAAUCGACUUAUUGUAGAAAAUUUGUCAUCCAGAGUCAGCUGGCAGGACCUCAAAGACUUCAUGAGGCAAGCUGGGGAGGUAACCUUUGCAGAUGCACAUAGACCUAAAUUAAAUGAAGGGGUGGUUGAGUUCGCCUCUUAUAGUGAUUUAAAGAAUGCCAUUGAAAAACUUUCUGGGAAAGAAAUCAAUGGAAGGAAAAUUAAACUAAUUGAAGGCAGCAAAAGGCACAGUAGGUCAAGGAGCAGGUCUCACUCUCGUAGUAGGAGCUCCUCACGGUCUUCCAUCUUCACCGGCACCUGCCCUGCAUCCAGUCGCAGUCGUAGCAAAGUCACGCUCAGCAGUAGACUUCCGUCCCCGAGAAAAGAGCCAGAAACGUACUUCUUCAAGUAGAUCCAAGUCUCCAGCUUCUGUUGACCGACAGAGAUCUCGCUCAAGGUCGAGGUCUGUGGACAGUGGCAACUGAACCAUAAGUUGUCCUGGGGACUCUUAAAACCAUACUUGCUAAAGUUAUGGUAAGGAUGUGACUUCUGGGGCAGAGAAUGAGUGGGGGAGGGAGUGGGAGUUAACAGCCUUGUAUAUGUGGACCACAAGUUAUUGAACUAAUUGUAUUGUCUUUUUGAUAAUCUUUUUCCUGCUCACUUCAUUAAGUCAGAAGUGUAUAGCUUUGUGUAUAUUGGUAGAGCUCUUUAUAAAGAACUAAUAUUUUGUACUUUAAAAAACCUGACUUCUGAACUUUUAGUUCUAUGUGUAUUCUAGUAAUUGGCAUUUCAGGGUGUUCAAUGUUUGAAACUGAUUACAGAGCUCUAUACAGGCUGUUAAUAAAGCUUUAUUUCAGAAUUUUUGUUUGAUGCAUUGUUUGCCUUUUUAACCAAAUCCUCAGUUGUUAAUAAAUUUAUUCAAAAA
Messenger RNA from Sphaerodactylus townsendi, 1388 nucleotides. RefSeq names its product serine/arginine-rich splicing factor 5-like. Bases 156 to 875 code for a protein of 239 amino acids. NCBI's taxonomy places the organism in Eukaryota, Metazoa, Chordata, Lepidosauria, Squamata, Sphaerodactylidae. The record is from RefSeq and is a predicted model, not a curated record. The transcript is spliced from 8 exons. Gene Ontology annotation, cellular component: nucleus; ribonucleoprotein complex; cytoplasm. Gene Ontology annotation, molecular function: mRNA binding.